AUGGACAACAGCUUUCCGCUUCCAUUUCAUCAAAACACACCAAAAAUAUCAGCAGCAGUCUUAAAAAAUCUAAGCAGUAUUAACAAAGCCAUUCCUAUAUCGUUGAAGGAGAUGAGGGAGCUCAUGCAUGAAUGCAAAGAUUUAGAGCCACCUGACGGAGCAAAUAACAAAACAAUAGGCGACUCACCAAAUCCACAAAAAAUUGAUCCAUGGAGUAUCAUCACUGGGAUUGUACCAGGAACUAAGUGGUGUGGGAAUGGAGACAUUGCCAGUACAUAUUUUGAUUUAGGCUAUUUCACAGAGGUAGACAAAUGCUGCAGGGCACAUGAUAUAUGCCCUGUCAAAGUUCGAGGAUUCGAAACACGUUAUAACAUAAAAAAUGUUUCCUUUUAUACAAAGUCCCACUGUGACUGUGACACAACUUUUUACCAAUGUCUGAAAGCUACACAACAUCCUGCAGCCAAUUUGAUGGGAAGAUUUUAUUUCAAUCUACUUAGAACCCAGUGUAUAGAAGACAUUCAAUCCAGCACAAGCAAUGAACCAAAGAGGAUAUUUCGACCUCCGAAACAUAUUUACUAGAAAGAUGAGAAGAAAGAUAUGACCACCCUUGUAUAUAUAUUUAUUUAUUAUAAAUAAUGAAAUCAUUAAUUUACAUAAUGUACAAUAUCUGUAUAUUUUGACAGAAAAUAAACACACAAUCU
Messenger RNA from Gryllus bimaculatus (two-spotted cricket), 701 nucleotides. Lineage: Eukaryota; Metazoa; Arthropoda; Insecta; Orthoptera; Gryllidae. The record is from the annotation of a GenBank genome assembly.